Molecule: messenger RNA, 4349 nt
Organism: Clarias gariepinus (North African catfish)
Lineage: Eukaryota; Metazoa; Chordata; Actinopteri; Siluriformes; Clariidae
Product: microtubule cross-linking factor 1
Exons: 10
Coding region: 1-2646 (881 amino acids)
Biological process (GO): regulation of autophagy
Source: RefSeq, a predicted model, not a curated record
AUGACGAAAGCAAAGGUCGAGGCUAGUUCUCCGGUCCACGCGCUCCUGUCCGGCGCAGUUAAAGCAGAAGCGCACAAGAUGAACCAAGUGAAACAAAAAGACCCGAAUUCAAAACCAAAGCGGGACCCGAAGGGCAGCCGAAAGGACGUCAGACGCUGCGAGAAAGCCAGGCGACCUGCUCCCGGUGCAAUGAAAAGUCGAAACAAACCCUCCGGCUGCAGGACAGUUCCAGACGCCAGCGGCACAGGUGAUGGUUUGAGUAAAGACUCCGGUGGAAAGACGGACAGCAGCUCAGAGAUGUCCGACUGCACUUCGGAGGAAAUCAGAGCAGCCAAUAACAAAGUGCAGGGCCACGUUGAAAUAGACAACAGAGUGGCAGAUGCAGAGAGAUCAGUGGAUUGGGAAGGAGAAGGAGCCGAAAUGGUCGACUUUCCCAGCUACACUCUGACACCAGCACUUGGAAGAGCAGAGAGAAGCGUUUCUCCUCUCACCUCCAUGGACGGCAGAUGGAAGUUCAGCGCAUCGGGAGUUUUGGAGUUCAGCAGGGAUGGAGCGCAUGAUGACCUGCUGAGGGAGAUUGACGACUUACGAUCAGAAAAUGAAUAUUUGAAGGAUGAAUUGGAGGAGCUUCGCUCAGAGAUGCUGGAGAUGAGGGACCUGUAUAUGGAGGAGGAUGUAUACCAUGUACAGGAGCUCAAGCAGCAACUGGAACAGGCCAACAAGACAUGUCGCAUUUUGCAGUAUCGCCUUCGCAAGGCCGAGAGGCGCAGUCUGCGGGUUGCCCAGACUGGCCAGGUGGAUGGCGAGCUUAUCCGUACCCUGGAGCAUGAUGUUCGGGUAGCAAAAAGUGUGUCCCUGCGCCUGCACACUGAGCUCGAGGCAGUGCAAAAGAAGAGUUUGCGGCUGGAGUGGGAAAACGAAGAGCUGCGGGAGAGGUUGCAGAAUCUGGAGGUGGCAAAGCAGGUCCUGCAGACGGAAAUGAACAAAUCUAGAGAGGUGUUUUCUCAAAAUUCCCUAAAGAGAAGAAGUUUGAGAUCAGCUGGAGGGAAGAGUGAAAAGAAGAUUUAUUCACAAGAUGAUAGUGCUGAUAUGAAAUGCCAGCUGCACUUUGCUAAAGAGGAAUCAGCUCUCAUGUGCAAGAAGCUGACUAAGAUGGCUGAGGAAUGUGAGACCAUGAAAGAGGAAUUAUCCAAGUACAGACUGCUUUAUGGCGAUGUUGAUGCAUCUCAGGCUGCGACAGGGACCAAUAACUCUGCCCACACACGUGAAGCUGAGGUCAAAGUUCAUCUUCGACUGGUGGAAGAAGAAGCAACCCUGCUGAGCCGAAGGAUUGUGGAGCUGGAAGUGGAGAACCGAGGGCUGAGAGCGGAGAUGAAUGAAAUGCGAGAGAGGGCAGGAUGGGGCCAAGAGGAGGAAGAUGAGAUUAUGGAGGGCAGAGAGAAGUGUCUACCUACAUCUUUGCUUAAAGAGAAAGAAAAAGACACCCACUGUGUUAAACAUAAUGGGCAUCCAGGAUCUGUAGAAAAAAAUGAAGGCAACGUUCAGUCAGUUGGUGUGGUAAAACUAGAUAACUGUUCUUUAAGUCAUAUCCUUAGAGAGAGGCCAGUGGAUGUGGUGACAAACCAUCCUAAAGACCAAAAUAUAUGCAAUGAAAAUGGAGAAAAAGGGCAGGGUUCUACUAUUAGCCUAAAAAACCCAGAAACUCUGCUUACAAUUCGUGACCAGGCUAUGCUGGUUAGAUCAAUUAUCCAGUUCUUAAUCCCACCAGCAAAAGACAGCUUCUCACCAAUGACCAACCAUAAUCUUUGCUCUUUCCUCAGCAAAACUGAGGUUAAUUCUCAAUACAUGAAUAAUGCAUGGGUUUUGGAUCCUAUGAUGAGUCCCUUGACCAGUGGACUGGAAGUUCUACAAACCCAGUUAUGCACUCUUGUGGCAAAGCUGGAUUCUCUGGUAAAUUCUGUGCGCAAUAAAAUUGGUCAAGAUACUUAUUCAGAAAGUGUGCUAGAAACAGGUAACCAAGUAGCACAGCAAUGUCCUGGUGAGAAAAGGACCUGCAAUUGUAGCAGCGAUGAGGAACAAAUCAGUAACCAGGCCAGUCUUGAGGUCCUUACAUUACAACUCCGCUGGUUCCUCCAGCAGUGGCGGCAAGGAGAGAGGCCAUUUGGAAAAGACAAGAACCUGUUUGAGGUGAAUGCAGUUCUUCUCUCAGAUCUAAAAGCAGCACUGCAGGAUCUAUGUUGUGAGCUGCAGGAGGAAUAUCAGGCUGGCCAGCAGGUUGCACAACAGUUUGCAGACGCUAAAGCAGCAUGGACUGUGGAGAGUACAGAACUUAGGAACCUCAUAAGCAGGCUGGAGAGUACAUCUGAGACAAAUGAUUUUCCAGACCCAAAGAUGGCAUUGCAGAAGGAUUAUUUUGAGGAGCUUCAGAAGCUUUUAGAUGAGUCCCAUGCUGCCGUCAUUGAUCUGACCAGUCAACUGAAAGUAUGUGAGAGCAACUGGAACUGUGAGCCCCGUGAGCUCCUUAAACACUUUAGUAAAGUCCAUUUUGACUGGAAAAAUCAAAGCAAGUACAAUGAGUCUCAGGCAUUCCCGCUCUCCCAGAAAAGAGAAGAAACUAAGAGUGUUUAUUCCAGACUAACUCAUUAAGCUGGUACAUCAACACAGAGGUCCAGCAAGAAUUGGAUAUACCUCACCCAAGAGGCAGCUUUGUUAGACAGAGAAGCUCCAUGGAAGACCUGGGAUUGUCCCAUCAUGCCAAAUAGCUUCUCCAAUCUGAAUCUAAAGCAGAAAGCAACACAGAAGAGCCACACAGCUCCAGAGAAAACCAGCAUCCGUAUAUACUACAGUCCCCCUUUAGCCCGAAGGAUUCUUUUAAGUUCUGUGUUUUUUAAAGAUGAGGACAAAUGUGAAAGGAAACCACACUGCCAUAACUCUAAAGAUAGAAAUGAAACGAAUGUCUGUAAUACCUGGCAGGAUAUGUUACCUUUUCAGUGCCAGAGUAUGAUCGAGCAGAGUCCAUUUGCUCUUAUUAGAUCCAAUUCAUUGUCUGAUUUCCAGUCAGCUGGUGUUCCAUCUUCGUCUUGCUUGCCCUUCAGUGGAUGGGAGGUCUCAAGAAAUCUAAGUGAUGACAUGAAAGAAAUGACAGCAAGUGUGCUUGAAAGGAGGAGAAGGAGCAUCUCAGGUAGCCACUCUGUUGGGGUAAUCAGUAUUGGAACUCAGACUAAUACUCAGCCACAGGUAAAUAGUGUUGGACUUCAAACUGACAUCUAUCAAGGUGCAGGUGCAAGCAAACACCGGUCACCCAGGGUUCCCACAUUUGUGUCUGCCCGCUCUCAAAACAUUUCAUCUUCCCUAGAGAAGAUGCCUGGCUCUUUAGAAAAGCCUUCACCUUGUUUAAAUUCACCCAAACUACAGCGAAGGCAUUCCACCUCAUCCCCCUUUUCCUCCAGCUCUUCUUCUUCCAACACUACAAAUUCCUCAUGUUCUUUCAACUCAGCUUCCAUGUCCUCAUCCUCAUCUUUGGCCAGCAACUCCAAAUUGGAUCCUCCUAAGGAACGUAGUGUAUGGAGUGUUCCACAGUGUAGUACUAGCAACACGAGACCCAGCGCAGCAUUUGGGAGUAGCAAUGAGAGAUCUGCUGGCCGUAGGACUGCAGGAAUCCACAAGUAUGGCCUGGUUCAAGAGUUUUUCCGUAAUGUGUGUGGUCGUGGAGAAAAACCAAGUCCACCAAAUCCAGGAGGGGAUAAAAUAUCAGAUAUAAGAAGGGAUCAUGCAAGUUCAGCAAAAUUGAAGAAAAAAGAAGGGCCUCCUUCUCGGAUACCCACAGCACCACUGGGAAGGAGUGACAGUGUCACCAGAAUUGUUAAUCACAGAUUUAUGAAACAAGGUAGGAGCGAGGAGCUACGAUCAACCCAGACACAAAUACAGGGUCAGUGUCACAACCAGACCACGACAACCAUAAGUAAGGACAAAGGUUUUGGCCCUGCAACUCUGGAGGAUACCCCCUGUGGCUGCAGCUCUCGAACUUUAGCCUCCUGCUUUGCUAGAGUUUCUCGCUCCAAUCCUCGUCAUACCCACAGCCACUGUAAGCUCCGCCCCACAGCAGCUGGUGGGAAAGGAAAUCUGCUUUCUCAGUGAUUGGUGACAUCACCAUACUGAUACCAAUACACAGCUGACAGGAUACUUUUAAAAAAGUGAAGCAGCUAACUUUUAGGAUGUUUUCAGCCUCUUCUAAUAAUCUGAAGUUUUAUUGUCAUACUGGAUUGCUGUUUGGUGUAUUGAUUUAAAGCUUUAAAUGUGUUAUACAUUAAACUUUUACAUUAACAUUAUACUUAAUCUAAUGUAUUAUG